UUUUUGUUCUUAUUUUCGUUUUUUUGUUUUUAUUAUUCUUUAUUGUUCUGAUCAUAAUUUGUUUUGCUCUUAAAUUGUCGUAAAUUGUCCAUUUAUCGUUAAUAUACACCUAUUGAUGAAUAUCAGUUGAUCGCCUUGAAAGAAAAUUUUUCGUUUUCGAUUAAUUUCUCUGUGGAUUUUUUUUACUUUCAUUCUGCUUUUUUUUCAUCAUCUUCACCUUGACCAGUGAUUUUUGAUUUUCUGAAUUUUCUUGCCUUUUCGCUUCUUUUUUAUUGUGUGUGUUCAAUAAUUCAAUUCAUUUAAAACUCUACUUGAGACUAUCUAUUGGUUUCUAUUCAAUUGUUUACUCUAAACUCGGUGAAAGAGAGAAAGAGAGAGAGAGAGAGAGAGAGAGAGAUUCGGAAGCAAAGAGACAACAGUUUCUACGGGGAAUCCUUGGAAUUGGUAUUGAUUCAUUUAGUGACAAGCAAAUUGCUAUCAAAUUGAUUUGGUUACCAAGUAACUUUCUAAACAAUGGGUUUAAAUGAUGGUAUUAGUAAUAAAAAAAGUAACACCGAUCUGGACGAUGAAGGAGGUGUUAGUGUUGGUGAAAUUGGUGUAACAACAAUUGGAUCAACAGUUGGUGGUGUCGAUGAUAAUGAUGAUCUUACCAAUUUAACUUGGCUUCAAGAUCGUAACCUAUUGAAAAGUAUGACCUCAGUGACCAGUAGCGGAGAUAAAGGAGGAGGUAAAGGAAGAGAUGGAGGUGGAUUAAGUGAUUUACUUGAUGAUCAUUUUGGAACAGAUGAUUCAGAUUCUGAUGAUGCUUGUGGAGAUACUUUUACCAGUAAAGAUAAUAUUGUUCAUUUUAUCAAAGAAGAAAAUGAAAAUGUUUAUCCUGAUGAUGUUUGCUCUUCACCAGAAGAUGAAAGUUGUUCAAUUAACAAAGAUGAUGGUUCAAAUCUUCCCUGUUCAGUUCCACCGGUGCCAUAUAAUCCUAAAAUUCACAUUCACGCUAAGCCACCCUACUCAUUUAGCUCCCUUAUUUUCAUGGCAAUCGAAUCAUCCUCAUCAAAAGCAUUACCUGUUAAGGAUAUUUAUGCAUGGAUAGUUGAACAUUUUCCAUAUUAUCAAAACUCUCCCAGUGGUUGGAAAAAUACUGUUCGACAUAAUCUUUCAUUAAACAAAUGUUUCAAAAAACUGGACAAAGGAAAAGACGAACUUGUUCCCAUUGUUGGUAAAGGUUCCCUUUGGUGUGUCGACCCCGAUCUAAGGCCUAAUUUACUACAAGCUGUCCGACGAACUCCAGCUCACAUCUAUCCUUAUAUGUCAACAGCUAAAACGAACUUUAAAAUAACACCAAUCAAUGAGCUGACCUCUUCUAAAAAUCGAGGCUUAAAUGACUCUCGGAAGAUUUUAACUUUUGACCAAAUACCUCAAAUUGGAAACUCACCUUUGUUGGGCAAAAGAUUAUUGAUUCCAAUUAUAAAUCGAGAAUCUGAAGAAGCUGAUGCCGCUCAAUCGAUGUUAACCUUAACUCGUUACAAUUCAGAAGAGAGCAGAUCUUUAAUCACUGAUGUAAAAAGUGAACCAUCAGAUAAAACUCUUGAUGAUAAUGAUGAUGAUAAUUCAACAAUCUACAAUAAUCCAACUGAUGAUCAUAACUAUUUCAGCCGAUCUAAUGAAUCAAAGAAACAGAAUACUAAAUUAUUAAAUGAAGCUCAAAAAUCAAUCAACUCAGAAACAACAAGCACCACAAAAUUAACAACAACACCAUCAAUAAUCAAUCCAAUAAUUAGAGUAAUACCAACACCACCAACAUCCCUGACAAUACAAAAGCAAAACCAAUCAACAACUGAAUCUAACAAUUUAACGGAAAAAGUACCAAUUAACACUGAAAAUAACAAUAACAAUAAUAAUAAUGGCAGAAAAAGUCGAGGAAGCGUUUUAAUGAAAAGAAAAGUUGAUGUUAAUGAUGAGGAUGGACUCAAAGGAGCUCAAGCCUUACUUAAUCUGGCAACUCGAGGAUUAGAAGUAAAAACAAAAGAUGAUAAAACCAAUCAACUUGCACCAACAAUACACCAACAACAAUCAACAACGAUAACAUUACCACUUUCACCACCAUCCUCAGUGAAAAAUAUAAUUGAUAAUGUAACAAAAAAUUCAGUGGAUAUCAAUUCAAUUGGAAUGAUAAAAAAACGCCGAGAACGAAGCCAAGAUUAACCUUAAUCCCUGAAAACCUUUGGACAACAACAACUAUAACAAAUCCCUCAUUUAAGAAAAAAAUAUAAAUAUAUUAUUAUAAAUAUUGUUUUUGUUUCAUGAAUUCAACAUGUUGAUUCAUGAGUUUUUUUUAUAUUUCAAAAGACUCAAACUUAUCAUGAAAGAAGAAGGAAAAAAACAAGGAAAAGUAAAAAAAAGAGGAAUAUAUAUAUAUAUAUAGAAAUCAUUUCUUUCGAGUCAACCACAUCAUCGUCAUCAUUAUCAUCAUCAUCAUCAUCAAUAACAACAACAACAACACCUCCACACCAUGACUUGUAUCAUUUGGCCUGAAUUUGAGGUUUUGUUUUCCUUAUUCAACUUAUUAUAAACAAACAAAAACACUUUUUCUUAUACGAUGAUGAUAAUGAUUUCCAACGAUAUCGUUAAACUUUAAAUCGAACAAAAAAAAAGACAAAACAUGUAAAUAUGACAUGUCUUUUCUCUUCUUCAGCGUUUUUUGUUGUCUUCAUCUUCAUCUUGAUCAUCAUUCUAUUCAUCAUCUUCACCUUUCACCUUUGUUUUCUUCUUCUUCUUCAUCAUCAACUUCGCAAUAAAAAGCAAACAGAAAAUCUCAAACUUGGUACAAGAUAUGAAAAGAAACAGGAAAAGAUUAACAAUUAUAAAAUGGAAAAUACAACAAAGACAAUUAAUUAAACAGUUGUAAUAAAAGCUAACUGUAAACAAAAA
Messenger RNA from Panonychus citri (citrus red mite), 2928 nucleotides. Its product is annotated as forkhead box protein N2-like. NCBI's taxonomy places the organism in Eukaryota, Metazoa, Arthropoda, Arachnida, Trombidiformes, Tetranychidae. Bases 514 to 2202 code for a protein of 562 amino acids. The transcript is spliced from 5 exons. The record is from RefSeq and is a predicted model, not a curated record. Gene Ontology annotation, biological process: regulation of DNA-templated transcription. Gene Ontology annotation, molecular function: cis-regulatory region sequence-specific DNA binding; DNA-binding transcription factor activity. Gene Ontology annotation, cellular component: nucleus.